Camelus dromedarius (Arabian camel) is the source of this 1942-nucleotide messenger RNA. RefSeq names its product zinc finger SWIM-type containing 1 (gene ZSWIM1). The coding region runs from base 325 to 1695 and encodes 456 amino acids. The transcript is spliced from 2 exons. Gene Ontology annotation, molecular function: zinc ion binding. NCBI's taxonomy places the organism in Eukaryota, Metazoa, Chordata, Mammalia, Artiodactyla, Camelidae. The record is from RefSeq and is a predicted model, not a curated record.
GGCAGCUGGUAACCGCAGUCACCAUGACACAGUUCCCAAAGGGUUGGGAGGUUGACUUCUCUUCUAGCUCCGGGCAGACUCCAAAUGGGAACGUCAGACAGCCGCAUCCUCCCACCCAGGUUAGAGGUGAGAGGUCAGAGGCGGCGUCCCUUCUCUGUUCCCAGUUUUUGGACUUCAGGCCCAUCUAUGGAACAAGAUCUGAGAACUACAGUCCAGCCUCAAGCCUCAACUUAGUUGGAGUUUGAAAGACUGAGAGCCUUCUGUAUAGCAGCCUCACAUUGAAGAUAUUUUGACCUUGGCGUCUAGACAUCUCCCAUCUCCCCCAUGGCUCUGAAGAUGCUGAAUGAGCUCCUGAUUGAGGACCCAAGCCCACCUCUGCUGCUCUAUCAGGUUAGCAAGACUGCCCAGUUAGAUACCCUCAACUAUCAGAGCUGCUUUAUGCAGGGUGUCUUUGCCCAUUUCCCUGAGGUUUUAUUUAUCCACCGGACCUAUAACCCAAGGGGCAAGGUGUUAUAUACCUUCCUGGUGGACGGACCUCAGGUACAGCUGGAGGGUCAUCUUGCCCGGGCAGUCUAUUUUGCCAUUCCUGCCAAGGAGGAUGCUGAAGGCUUGGCCCAGAUGUUCCAGGUAUUCAAGAAGUUUAACCCAGCGUGGGAGAGAGUCUGUACCAUCCUGGUGGAUCCCCACUUUCUCCCGCUGCCCACCCUUGCUAUGGAGUUCCCCGCAGCUGAGGUCCUGCUCUCUGCCUUCCAUGUCUGUAAGUUCCUCCAGGGCAAGUUCUAUCAGCUGUCCCUUGAGCAGCCCAUGGAGAGGGCGCUCCUGACCUCCCUGCAGAACACAAUGUGCUCGGCCACAGCUGGGAACCUGAGAAAGUUGUAUACACUCCUGAGCACCUACAUCCCCCCGGCCCAACUGCCAGAGCUCCACUUACACUGGCUGCUCAACGACCGCAUCUGGCUGGCCCACCGCUGGAGAAGCCGAGCCGAGAGCAGCCGCUACUUCCAGGGCCUGGAAGUCACCACCCGCGUCCUCAGCCAGUCCUUUGGCACCACCCCAUCUGUGGAAAAAGGCGUGACUGCUCUGCUCCGAUACAUGCAGCAGAACUCUGGAGACAAGGCAAGUUUCAGCCUGGGCUUGAGUUCCCUGAACCAUCAUGCGCCUUCAGACGUCAGCCCUGAAAGCCCCAAAGUGGAGCAGUUGGUAGAAGCCCACAUCCAGCACUCUCUCAAUGCCAUCUGUACAGGCCCGGCAGCGCAGCUCUGCCUGGGUGAGCUCGCCGUGGUCCAGAAAUCCAUGCACCUCAUCGGCUCCAGUUCAGAAAAGGUGAACAUACAGAUCCUGGAGGACACACAUAGGGUGCAGCCCCAGCCCCCGGCCAGCUGCAGCUGCUACUUUAACCAGGCCUUCCAUCUGCCUUGCCGCCACAUCCUCGCCAUGCUCAGUGCCCGCCAUCAGGUGCUCCAACCUGACAUGUUGCCAGCUCAGUGGCCAGCAGGCUGUGCCACCAGUCUUGAUGACAUCCUGGGCAGCAAGUGGAGUGAGACCCUGGAGAAGCACUUGGCUGUGGCCCUCCUCACUGAGGAGGUGGGUCAGCUUCUGCAGCACUGCAGCCAGGAGGAGUUUGAACGGCGGUACAGCACCCUGCGGGAGCUGGCUGACAGCUGGAUCGGCCCUUAUGAGCAGGUCCAACUCUGAUUACCCUCAGCACCCGGAGAAAUUCAUACAGAUGUAUGUACACACGUCCACAUCCACCCCUGCACCCCCCCCACACACACACUCACACUGUACUUCCACCGGCCCUCCUUCCAGGAAAGGAGGACAAGGGUCUUCUGUUCUGCAGCCUGCUCCCUAAAAUAUGUCUAGUUCCCUAAGACAGGAGUCAGCAAACCGUUCCUGUAAAGGGCCUGAGAGGAAAUAUUCUAGACUUUGCUGGUCAUGUACA